GACUUUGUUGUGGCGGUGAGGAACAGGAAGCCCUGAAGGGUCAAAAGGAAUACAAAAGCAAAGGCUAUUUUCUUUCCUAUUUUUUUUUUCAUUCUUUCUAUUUUUUUUUUUCUCCUAAACAGAGAGCUACCUUGGCUGUGGCGGUUUGGGGUGAGCGCCGCCGAGGUGAGGAGGUCUCGCCUCCCGCGCGCUGGUAGACUGAUUGUUCCAUUAUGGAUGGAGGGGAUGAUGGUAACCUUGUUAUCAAAAAGAGGUUUGUGUCCGAGGCAGAACUAGAUGAGCGGCGCAAAAGGAGGCAAGAAGAAUGGGAGAAAGUUCGAAAACCUGAAGAUCCACAAGAAUGUCCAGAGGAGGCUUAUGACCCUCGGUCUCUGUAUGAAAGGCUACAGGAACAGAAAGACAGGAAGCAGCAGGAGUACGAGGAGCAGUUCAAAUUCAAAAACAUGGUAAGAGGCUUAGAUGAAGAUGAGACCAACUUCCUUGAUGAGGUUUCUCGGCAGCAGGAACUAAUAGAAAAGCAACGAAGAGAAGAAGAACUGAAGGAAUUGAAGGAGUACAGAAGUAAUCUCAACAAGGUUGGAAUUUCUUCAGAAAACAAGAAGGAAGUGGAGAAGAAAGUGGCUGUGAAACCCAUAGAAACCAAGAACAAGUUCUCCCAGGCAAAGCUGUUGGCAGGAGCUGUGAAGCAUAAGAGCUCAGAGAGUGGCAACAGUGUGAAAAGACUGAAAUCGGACACUGACCCAGAUGACAAGAAUCAAGAAGCCUCGUCCUGCGUGUCUCUUGGAAGCACGUCCCUGAGUGGUCCCUCCAUCCACUGCCCCUCCGCUGCGGUCUGUAUCGGCAUCCUCCCAGGCCUGGGCGCCUACUCUGGGAGCAGUGACUCUGAGUCCAGCUCAGACAGCGAAGGUACUAUCAACGCCACCGGCAAGAUCGUCUCCUCCAUCUUCCGAACCAACACCUUCCUCGAGGCCCCCUAGCUCCCAUGUCCUUACCACCGGGAGCUCCUCACCAAGAGUAGACCGGACAUUCCUUCUGCCUUCAGGCAUUACCUCCCUCAGAAAACUCCUUUGCCUGCUUCCUGUGCGCACCAAGACAUUUUUAACGUCAUCUAAAAAUGUGCCAGAAUUUAC
Diceros bicornis minor is the source of this 1130-nucleotide messenger RNA. RefSeq names its product proteasome activator subunit 3 interacting protein 1 (gene PSME3IP1). Bases 213 to 977 code for a protein of 254 amino acids. The transcript is spliced from 7 exons. Gene Ontology annotation, cellular component: nucleus. NCBI's taxonomy places the organism in Eukaryota, Metazoa, Chordata, Mammalia, Perissodactyla, Rhinocerotidae. The record is from RefSeq and is a predicted model, not a curated record.